This is a messenger RNA of Mauremys reevesii (Reeves's turtle), 589 nucleotides long. Its product is annotated as ATP synthase subunit d, mitochondrial-like. Gene Ontology annotation, biological process: proton motive force-driven ATP synthesis. The record is from RefSeq and is a predicted model, not a curated record. Lineage: Eukaryota; Metazoa; Chordata; Testudines; Geoemydidae. Gene Ontology annotation, molecular function: proton transmembrane transporter activity. The transcript is spliced from 7 exons. The coding region runs from base 295 to 582 and encodes 95 amino acids.
UACAGUGCACUAAAGAUUCCUGAGCCUGUGGACACACAAACAGACAAGAUAAAUGCCCAGGAACAGGAAGCUGCUGAGUGCUGCUGAAUAUGUGCAGGCCUCUAAAUCCCCAAUUGUCCAAUUUGAGAAACAGCACUGUCAGCCAGCCGAAUAGUCAAUCACUUGCUGUAAUAACGUCACCUAGCCUGAAAGUUGUAUGAAGUUAACAAAUGAUCUUCCUGGUUGACCUCCUUGCUAGAAAAGCCUCUGGCUAUUGAUUGGGUUUAUUAGAAGACUGCAGUUGCUAAGGCUGGCAUGGUGGAUGAGUUUGAAAAGUACAGUGCACUAAAGAUUCCUGAGCCUGUGGACACACAAACAGACAAGAUAAAUGCCCAGGAACAGGAAGCUGCUGAGAGUGCUGCUGAAUAUGUGCAGGCCUCUAAAUCCCGUAUUGUCCAGUAUGAGAAACAGCUUGAGAAGUUCAGAACCAUGAUUCCAUUUGAUCAGAUGACAUUUGAGGACUUGAUUAAGGUCUUUCCUGAAACGAAACUGGACAAGGAGAAGUAUCCAUAUUGGCCACACAAACCCACUGAAGACCUGUAAAUCUGUC